AUGAAGCAGCUCGUGGGUCUAUAUUGCGAGAAGUUAUCACAAACCAACUUCUCCAACAACAAUGAUUUCCGCUCUUUCCUACAAUCCCUAUGUUCCACCUUUAAGGAGUUCAAGAUGCAUGAACAAAUAGAGAACGAGUAUAUAAUCAACCUGCUGCAGCAGCGCUGUUGCACUGUAUACAAUGUACACUCUGACAACAAGCUCUCAGAGAUGCUCUCUCUCUUUGAGAAAGGCCUACAGAAUGUGAAGAAUGAAUACGAGCAGCUGAACUACGCCCAACAACUAAAGGAGAGACUUGAAGCAUUCACUCAAGACUUUCUCCCUCACAUGAAAGAAGAAGAAGAGGUUUUUCAGCCCAUGCUCAUGGAGUACUUCUCAUAUGAGGAGCUCAAAGACAUAAAGAAGCAGGUGAUUGCCCAGCACAGCAGCCAGCAGCAGUGGGACAGCUCUGCAGAGGUUCUGAAGGGUCUGAGUCUGUGGAGCCAAGCGGAGGAGCUGCACAAGGCUUUCAAAUAUUCUGACCAUGAAAAAGCUGAUUAUGUGGACAGAAAUGCUCAGGCACACAUCUCCCAGCUGCCCACAGAGAUCAUGCUGAGGCUGUUCCGUUAUUUGGGCCCGGAGGAUCUGUGCCGCUGCAGCCAGGUGUGCAGGUCCUGGUCGGAACUUGCCAAGACGGGUUCACUUUGGAGGCAUCUCUACCCAGUCCGGUGGGCCAGAGGAGACUACUACAAUGGCCCACCUGCAGAUCAAGACCAGGAACCUGAUGAUGACUGGGUAAAGAGUUGCCAAAAGGAGGGUUUGGCCUACCAGGAGAGGGACGAGGAUGCAGAUGUGGAUGAGUCUGAUGUAUCGGGCCAAACGGAUAGUUAUAAAGCCAUCACUAAUGCUCAGAGGGAAAAGAAACUUCUGAACGACCUAAUCCACCAUCUUUUACCAGCUGUAGGAGGUUCAGUCAAGUCUAUUGUUUUGGCAUACAGCUCUACAGUCUCCAGUAAAAUGGUUCGUCAAAUCCUGAAUCUUUGCCCAAACAUAUCUCUCUUGGACUUGACACAGACAGAUGUAACUGAUUCUGCUUUUGAUAGCUGGUCUUUUUAUGGAGCCUGCCAUUCUCUGGAGCACCUAGACCUGUCUGGUUGUGAGAAGAUUUCUGACUACACUCUGAAGAAACUGUCUGAGCCUCCACCAGGCCAUGAGGAGGCGUCAGGCGUUCAUCUUCAAGCAGAGGAGCGGCCCGUCACAGGAGACGGAUGCUCAGGACUGGCUCUGUGCCGUAUUUACACCCUCAGUUUGUAUCUGCGGAUGUGCUCUGCGGUCACUCCACCUGCUGCAGCAUGUCUGCAGCAGGAAUACAGGACUGAACAUUCAAAACGCUCGCUGAGGUUUCUCAGUCUUUCUGGAUGUUACCAAGUCACAGACGCUGGGCUCAGGUCCCUAUCUCAGCGUGGGGGGCUCCCUGUACUGGAGCAUCUCAAUCUGUCUGGCUGCCUCUUCAUCACUGAGGUGGGGCUUCAAGAACUGGUGUCUGCUUGUCCUUCGCUGAAGGAUGAGCACUUCUAUUACUGCGACAAUAUCAACGGUCCUCUUGCUGACACAGCCAGCGGUUGCCAGAACCUCCAGUGUGGCUUCAGGGCAUGCUGCCGUUCUGGGGAGUGA
Molecule: messenger RNA, 1653 nt
Organism: Knipowitschia caucasica
Lineage: Eukaryota; Metazoa; Chordata; Actinopteri; Gobiiformes; Gobiidae
Source: the annotation of a GenBank genome assembly